Molecule: messenger RNA, 791 nt
Organism: Guillardia theta CCMP2712
Lineage: Eukaryota; Cryptophyceae; Pyrenomonadales; Geminigeraceae
Exons: 5
Coding region: 14-754 (246 amino acids)
Biological process (GO): cellular response to oxidative stress
Cellular component (GO): cytoplasm
Molecular function (GO): glutathione disulfide oxidoreductase activity
Source: RefSeq, a predicted model, not a curated record
AAAGGUGACAAUCAUGGCACCUCGUUGGGCGCUGGUGGCGAUGGCGAUGGCGAUGGCAGACGUCGGGGGAGUCUUGAGCUUCCAGCAUGCAGGAGCGAUCGGAACGAGGAUAGGCACGAUGGCGAGACGUGCUGCUGUCUCCCCUCCUUCUCCUCUUCGCCUCGCCAUGAAGGAGCAGGAGGAGAAGCCCGAGGCGAGAGGAAACUUCCUGACUAAUUUCAUCUACAACCUCGAGAUGCUCCGAGUCUCCAAGAGCUCCGAAACCCCCACGGCCGACAACGGCGGGUGGUCCGGGGAGCCCAAGGAGUGGGCGCUGGAGGGGUCGUUUGCGCAGAAGGCAUCUGAGAUCUCGCAGAAGGGAUUCGCUGCCUCCAUCAAGCAGUGGAUCGCAGAGAGUAUCGCAGGGGAGUACGACAAGGAGGCGGUCAACAAGAGGAUAGACGAGACCAUCGCCCGCAGCCCCGUGGCUAUGUUCUCCUUCAGCAAGUGCCCCUUCUGCCUCCGCAGCAAGGAGCUCCUCCUCAACGAGAUCGGCAUCGACAAGUCGAACAUCAAGAUUAUCGAGUGCGACGAAGACCCGCAAGGGAACGCCAUUCGUGCCGAGCUCGGGAAGCGAACUGGUCGGACCUCGAUGCCAUCGAUCUGGAUAAGGGAACAAGGCUUCGUUGGAGGAUGCAAUGAUGGUCCAGGUAUCGUGCCGCUCCACAAGGAGGGAAAGCUUCGAGGCAUGCUAGAGGCAGCGAAGGCGUUGUAGUGUAUGAGAGAAGAGUAAAGAGUCUUCCUUGUUGUAG